Messenger RNA from Striga hermonthica, 1995 nucleotides. NCBI's taxonomy places the organism in Eukaryota, Viridiplantae, Streptophyta, Magnoliopsida, Lamiales, Orobanchaceae. The record is from the annotation of a GenBank genome assembly.
AUGGAUCCACCCACCGGUACUAUCAUUUUCACCUCUGUCGGCAGGCCCUAUUACGGGUUCGACGUUUUCUCCGUCACCCUGCCAUCCAAUUUCGACGACCCAUUUCCCGAGCGCCGCCUCACAGACGGCCGGUCAGUCAAUUUUAACGGCCAGUUCGUGGAUGAGGACGGGACCCUCGUUUUCAUAUCCGAGCGCACCGGGUCGGCCCGAAUCUUCUUAAACCGGCCGGGUGAAAGUAGCCCCGAACAACUCCAUACCCCGCCGGAAAGCCUCUUUCACGACCGUCCCGUCGUGAAAAAUUGCCGGCUCUAUUUCAUUUCAGCUCACGAGCGACCCGACAAGCCGUUCCGGAGCUGGUCGGCUCUCUACUCGACCGGACUCGAAAGGAAGAAUGAGAAAGCUGCCGUGCGGCUGACGCCCUACGGCUCCGUUGAUUACAGUCCGGCCGUCUCACGCUCCGGAAAUCUUGUCGCCGUAGCUUCAUACGGGUCCCGGCCAUGGGACGGCGAGUUCCACCAUCUCGAAACGAAUAUCGUGGUUUUCCAGGAGUCUGAUCCUUCGAAUCGUGUUGUGGUGUGCGAGCGUGGAGGCUGGCCCACGUGGUCCGGAGACUCAUCCCUGUACUUCCACCUCUUGGCAAACGAUGGUUGGUGGAGCAUUUACAGAGCAGACUUACCGAACAAUUUUGCGUCGACCAGCGCCUCCCUGGCACUGGCACUGGCACCCAUCCGAGUCACGCCACCGGGCAUCCAUUGUUUCACUCCCGCCGCAAUGCAUCACAGUGGCAACAAGCUCGCCGUUGCCACAAGACGCAAGGGCAGCAAAUACCGCCACAUCGAGAUUUUCGACGUGGAUCGUCAGAAAUUCCAUCCGGUGACCGAGCGUAUAAACCCUGAUAUCCACCACUACAGUCCUUUCAUUUCACCUGAAUCCAAUUACCUCGGCUACCAUCGGUUCAGAGGGGAAUCGGGUCCGGGUGAGUCCACCGUCCCACAUCUCGAUCCGAUCACCAGUCCAACUCCAAAGCUCGACAUGUUUAGGCUCAACGGCAAUUUCCCGGCAUUCUCCCCUUCCGGAGACCUCGUCGCCUUCAAUCACAACUUGGGAGGACCCAACGCCGGCCUCAAGGUCGUGAAAUCCGACGGCUCCAUGAGGUGGACGCUUAUCGAGAACCGAUCAGCCUUCUGCAAUUCGUGGAGCCCAGUUAACGACAAUGUCAUCUUCACAUCCAUUGGCCCGAUCUUCGAGUCCGAGGAUACAGCUGUGCAGAUCGCUCGUGUCACGUUCGACCCUAAACAUCUAUCCGGUAAUUGUAAUCGGGUCCCUGUAGAAAUCAAAAUUCUCACAAAAAAGGGCACGGGUAACAAUGCCUUCCCGUCCUGCUCACCUGAUGGGAAAUCCAUCGUGUUCCGUUCCGGACGGUCGGGCCACAAGAAUCUGUACAUAGUCGGUGCAGUUAAAGGUGAGAUAGAGGGGGAAAUCCGCCAGCUUACGGAAGGGCCGUGGAUAGACACAAUGCCGAGUUGGUCGCCUGACGGGAAGCUAAUUGCCUUCUCUUCUAACCGGCACAAUCGGGACAACACAGAUGCUUUCGGGAUAUAUUUGGUGAAGCCAGAUGGCACGGGUGUGACGAGGGUCCAGGUGGCAGGAGUCGAGGAAGAGAGGGAGAGGUUGAACCAUGUUUGCUUCAGUGUGGAUGGGGAAUGGCUGUUGUUUACUGCAAAUUUGGGGGGUGUGACGGCUGAGCCUGUGGGGCUGCCGAACCAGUUCCAGCCGUAUGGGGAUUUGUACUUGGUGAGGUUGGAUGGGAGUUGUUUGAGGAGGCUGACAUGGAAUGGGUAUGAGAACGGGACGCCAGCCUGGCACUCGAGGGCAUUGGUUUCAGGUGAUGAGGUGAGUGGAAGUUUUACACGUCUAUGCUUAAGGGAUGAAAAUGGGGAGGAUAAGUUGACGGGCCAAUUUGAUGACCCGCUAUGGAUACGAUGUGAUUUGUGA